AUGGGUCAAAGCGCAUCUAAUCCAAACAGAAAAGGUAAGAAAGGUAAAAACCAAAAACCUAAAUAUGAACCACCAGAACAGUAUAGAUCUCAUAGAGCGGCAAGAAGAAGAAGAAAUGGCGGUAACAUCAGCGGUACCGAAAAAUUGCCAAAUGUGUAUCCUACCACACGUUGCAGACUAAAAUUGUUGCGGAUGGAAAGAAUAAAGGAUCAUUUGUUAUUGGAAGAAGAAUUUGUUACGAAUGCUGAAAUUUUGAAACCGUUUGAAAAAAAACAAGAAGAAGAAAAGAAGCAACUAGAGGAAAUUCGUGGUUCCCCGCUAAGCAUUGGCACUUUGGAAGAAAUGAUAGACGAUGAUCAUGCCAUUAUCACAAACCCAACUACGGCCGAUUAUUAUGUUUCUAUUUUGUCAUUUGUUGACAAAGAUUUGUUAGAACCUGGCUGUUCAGUUUUAUUGCAUCACAAAACGAUGUCUAUUGUUGGUGUUUUACAAGACGAUGCUGACCCAAUGGUGGCAGCUUUGAAGAUAGAUAAAUCACCAACCGAGUCUUACAGCGACAUUGGUGGAUUAGAAGCCCAAAUUCAGGAAAUAAAGGAGGCAGUUGAAUUACCUUUAACCCAUCCUGAACUAUACGAAGAAAUGGGUAUCAAACCGCCAAAGGGUGUUAUAUUAUAUGGUGCGCCUGGUACUGGUAAGACUUUGCUUGCUAAAGCUGUAGCUAAUCAAACAUCAGCAACCUUCUUGAGAAUUGUUGGUUCAGAAUUGAUCCAAAAGUAUUUGGGUGAUGGUCCCCGUUUAUGUAGACAAAUUUUUAAAGUGGCAGCUGAAAAUGCACCAAGCAUAGUAUUUAUAGAUGAGAUCGAUGCUAUUGGUACCAAAAGGUAUGAAUCUAAUAGUGGUGGUGAAAGAGAAAUUCAAAGAACAAUGUUGGAGUUGUUAAACCAAUUGGAUGGAUUUGACGAUAGAGGGGAUGUCAAAGUCAUUAUGGCCACAAACAAGAUAGAAAGUUUGGAUCCGGCUUUGAUUAGACCGGGAAGAAUUGACCGUAAAAUUUUAUUUGAAAAUCCAGAUUUGGCCACAAAAAGAAAGAUUUUAGGCAUUCACACUUCCAAAAUGAGCUUGAGUGAAGAUGUUAAACUAGAUACUUUAGUUACCUCAAAGGAUGACUUGUCAGGUGCAGAUAUUAAAGCCAUGUGUACAGAGGCUGGUCUAUUGGCAUUGAGAGAAAGAAGAAUGCAAGUCACAGCAGAGGAUUUUAAACAAGCCAAAGAACGUGUUUUGAAAAAUAAAGUGGAGGAAAAUUUGGAGAGCUUAUAUUUGUGA
This is a messenger RNA of Saccharomycodes ludwigii, 1323 nucleotides long. It is a transcript of the gene RPT2, whose product is annotated as proteasome regulatory particle base subunit RPT2. Bases 1 to 1323 code for a protein of 440 amino acids. NCBI's taxonomy places the organism in Eukaryota, Fungi, Ascomycota, Saccharomycetes, Saccharomycodales, Saccharomycodaceae. Gene Ontology annotation, molecular function: proteasome-activating activity; ATP hydrolysis activity; ATP binding. Gene Ontology annotation, cellular component: proteasome regulatory particle, base subcomplex. The transcript has a single exon. Gene Ontology annotation, biological process: proteasome-mediated ubiquitin-dependent protein catabolic process. The record is from RefSeq and is a predicted model, not a curated record.